Messenger RNA from Schistocerca americana (American grasshopper), 4005 nucleotides. It is a transcript of the gene Yippee, whose product is annotated as protein yippee-like 5. The transcript is spliced from 3 exons. The record is from RefSeq and is a predicted model, not a curated record. Lineage: Eukaryota; Metazoa; Arthropoda; Insecta; Orthoptera; Acrididae. Bases 142 to 501 code for a protein of 119 amino acids.
GUAAACAGCUGUCUUGUGUUUUGGUUUGGCAUCCGAGAGGUCAUUCUGAGACACAAAGAAAUCGCGUAAGCCAGUCCAUUUUCUGAUACACUUGUGUCGUGAGCACGUGUUUUGAGAGCUUUGAGGACUUCCAGAAAAAAAAUGGGUCGCAUUUUUCUGGACCAUAUUGGAGGCUCUCGUCUUUUCUCAUGCGCUUCUUGUGAUACGUUCCUCACAAACAGAAGUGAGCUAAUUAGCACGAGAUUCACUGGUGCGACUGGUAGAGCAUUCCUCUUCAAUAAAGUGGUGAAUCUCAACUACAGUGAGGUGCAGGACCGCGUCAUGCUGACUGGUAGACACAUGGUUCGCGAUGUGUCCUGCAAGAAUUGUGAUGCCAAGCUGGGUUGGGUGUACGAAUUUGCCACUGAGGAGAAUCAGCGCUACAAGGAGGGGCGCGUCAUUCUCGAGCGUGCACUCGUAACGGAGAGCGAUGGUAUGGAUGAGCACGUCGGUGACAACUGAUGUGCUGUGAGAACCGUACCACUAAAAGACAUCAUAGCUGGUGGAAAAAGGAAAUAUUGGACAGUGACCGCUAUGUUCACAAAAAACUAAAGAUCCUUAAUCACAGUAAUUAGAUGUCAAAAUUGAAGAAAUGUUCUGCCAGAUGUAUGAUUGGCUGCACUGAACUUCCAAAUAAACUGGUGUAAUCUAAUUCUGUGAUCUGCUACCCGUUGUUAACGCUGACGAAGCACUUUACAGAUAGUGCCAAAAAAAAUGUUGUUAACAUUUUUAAUAUUUUGGAUUGUCACUUGCCUCUGUGACUAAAAUUAGACAAUAGCUCUACACAGCUUUCACCAAAUUCUUCACGCACGAAAUAAGUCGUUAGAGGAGUGUAGAGAAAUUUCUAUGCCUCAGCUGAUGGUUUACUGUUUCACUUGCCUAUGCCAGUAUUUGUGUUGUGUGAAAUUUUGAUGAUAUCGCAGGAGCUUAGGAAGUCAUCCAGGAAGUCUAAUUAUGUAAUUACCAACAUGAUGUGCAAAACAUAUCAGACAUUGGGACAAGUUAUAAAAUGAAUGUUUAAUUUUUAAGAGGCAUUGGUAAUUGGAUGGAACACAAGUUGUUCUAGUAUUUUCAAAUGCCUUUCAAAAUGUUUAAAGUGUAAAUUGCAGUUUAAAAAGAGAAUAUAUUUUUAAUUUGCAUUUGUUUUGAUGCACAACAAUUUAACAUAAAAGUUGUUUACGUCCAUUAAGUAUUCGUGGCAUUUGUUGUCACUUGAAGUCUCAUUCUUCAUCUUUUUUACUUUAUGUAUUUUUUUAAAUAUGUCCAACUGUCCAUACUUAAAGUCACUUUUGGAUCAUUCUUGUUGAAAUAAUUACUCCAAUUAUCAGUCAACAAAUUAAGGUUCAAUAUGCAAUUACUAAAACACAAAAAAAUUACACGGUGAAUUGCCUUUUCGUACCACAUAAGAACACUCAAGGAAUAGCAAACAGAUAUGGCAAUAAGGUACUGGCCUAUGAUGCAGCCACUAAUACAUUAUGCAGUUUGACAAGUAAAGGAAUUAUUUGGGUUUAGGCCAUAGCAAAUUUAGCUGUUAAUAAGAAAUGUAAUAGAGUGUGCAUGUGCAUGCCCACCCACCCAUGCGCGCAUGCACGUCUACACACACAGUGAGAGUGUUUUUGCAUUUUUCUGUGCAAUAUUCUGCAUUCUGUUUCUUUUUUUGACUUCUCUAUUGCCUGGAUUGUGUACUUGACAAAGUUGAAUUCUUUUGACUUAGAACUGAUCAGCCGUAUUUAUGAGAUGACUGGGCACACAAUUACAUUUUUUAUUUCCACCUGCUUGUACUUGUUUUGCCAUCAUCAUAAUGUCUGAUAACAUAGUUAUUUCAGUUAAAAUGGGUUGGUUAAAGGAUAAUCUAUGUUCACUGAACGUCAUGAAAAAUCUUGACAUACAUUGUUUUUUCGGAAUGAUUGAGUUGAAAGAAAUUUGUUCCUGAUUUUAGUGAAAGGGCUUAUAGUUUUUCUUUUUUCUGCCAUUUUUUAUAUCAAAGCUAGAAGAAAGACACCACCUGAGCCAUUUUUGAGGUCAUGGAAUGCUGCAGUUAGAAUUUCUGGUCAUCUUAGAAACGUUGGGCACCAUAGACUAUGAAUAAGCACACAAUCGCGAGUCUUUCUUUUUACAUUAGUCCCAUUAAGUUGCUGGACAGUACCCCAUAAAUGUCUGUCUGUGACUACACAUACUUUCUGAGAUGCUUCUUAUCCUGCCUACUUCUCUUGUCUGUCAUAGUUUUUGGUGUGAGAGUGAGCGAUUUCUUUCAUUUUACACUGCAGCAGCUGAACUUGUAUGAACACCAAAACAAUGACCAACUGGUUUAAAAUACAAUUAUCAUUACUUUUUUUAAAUUUACCCUUAAUUUGCAUAUAGAAGUGACACAAAAAUUGAUCUUCACAUGAGUUUAAGGUCAUUUCUUGUGAUGUGUGUAGAAAAUGUCCAUCCUCGCUGCAUUUUCAAAUGUGUGCGAGGUAAAACAGUCUUUGUUGAAAAGAAAUUGUUUUUAAGAAUAUUCUGUAAUUUAGGACUGUGCAAUGUUGUGUUGAGAUUUUUUGUACAUUUUAUUAUUAAACAUGUGGACCGUACAGCCACAGGAAAUCUGUUGAACCAUAACUUUCAAAUAGUUAUUACUUAUAUUAAAGAAUUUAAUAUUCUUCCAUAUAACUGCCAUAAGGUAUCAGAUGGCACAUAUUUAAUUAGAAUGAGUGUUCUUAUGUUUAAUGUGAUAUUAACUAUAGAAAUAUGAAUGCUGUAUUUUGAGAAUGACUUUCAGGUUGUGUACAUAAGAAGUGACAGAAAUAAAAGGGAAACCUUUUUUUUCUUUGGUGUGUUGUCUUGUCAGUCUGUGAUGCAUCUUUUUAAAGAUUAGUAUAAAGUAAGAGCUCUUGUGGAGGCCUCCCUUGGUACCAGUUCUCCCAGACCUGUGUGCAAGCACGUUUAUACUAUCAGAGGAGAUCAAAUUGCUUUUUCUCUUGCACUGCCACUGCUGAGAAUAUAACUGCAGGCAUUUUUAAAGAAGUUAGGCAUCCGUACUUUGAUAAAAGUUUAUUUUCACACCAAUUGUUAUUGCAGUGUACAGAAAAGACCACUCUCAAAAGUUCUUAGUGGUAACACAAUUGACCACCCAUAUAAACUUCCAUUAAAGGCAAUUAUUAGGACAAGGAUAUUAUUUAAAAAAUUUUUGUGUUUACAUUUGACAAACAAUCCAAUUAUGAUGUCUGAAAACUGACACCAACCAGACUGUAUUUGAAAUGAGUUUGCAAACAGCAAGAAAAAUUUACUUCCAAACACAUGUAACUUACCACAUCUUUAGGGAGUUAUGACUGAGUGCCCCUUUGCAAGAAGACACUCGAGUCCAAAAGCUGUUUCAGGGGGGUAAUGAAUGAUGUUUCCAUAGCCACUGUGAAAAUAUUUUUCAUUCACGUAAUCAGCCUGAAGAUUUUAAACCACCAGCUCAAAUGUUUCAAUGCACAUUUGUACAUACAGCCAAAAUUCACGACAUCAGUGUUGCUCAUUAUUGUAUUUUAAGAUUUUUAGACACUGAGAAAAUGGUCUCAGUUAUUCUGUGUCCUUGAACUUCAGUUGGCUUGGCUAUUUGCCCACAGAUUUAGUUACAGCAUGGGAAUUAGUUAAAGCAUGGGAACACUGCAAGUGAAUAAAAAUAUUGUGUGUCCGCAGAAAUGUCAUUGAAAUUUCAGCAGUGGCAACCACGAAGCUAUUUGUUAGCACCUCAUAUAGAAUCCAGUGCAACGGAUUUCAUGAACACGACAGUGACUUGCAGUUGCUACAAAAAAUACCUGAACUGAAAAGUAACUGGUUCCAAGUUUGGCAGUCUUACAAAAUAAUAAAAAUGAACAAUAUACAUUUAUGUACUUUAUCUAUAUAGAAUGUAAGUGAUAUUUGUAACUGUAGAGUUGUUAUACUAUGUACCUUGAAUUUGUAAAGUACAAAAGAGAUAAUAAAAUUUACUCAAUAAAA